ACAUCGCUUCAGACACUUGUCAAUAUUGUCAAGAGCAUUUUUCGCGAGUUGACAUAUUGAAAUAUGAGGCUUUAUAUAAAAAUUAUUUAUUAUAGACAUUAUACUCCAAAUUUUCAUGCAACUUUACUAUCACAUGAAAUUUUGAUUAUAAUUUGAUUUGUAUUCUUAUUUUUUGUAAAUAUGUAUAAGGUAUAAAUAUAGAUUUGGUAUCACAAUACGUCAAAUGUCAAUGAACAAAUUGUCGAUCACGUUAAUAAGAGGCUUAACAAAAUUUUAUCAUUUUAUUAUUAUAGGCAAAACAAUAUUUAUAUAAUGUAUUGAAUUAUAAAAUAUUUGUUUAUUUAAAUAAUCAUAAAUAUUUAUUACCAAAUAUUCGAUAUUUAAAUAAUGCAUAAUAUUGUUGAAGUUUCUAUAAAAUUUUAAUUUUGAAAAUCUAAAUUUAUAUUUAAGUAUUUCUUUCAAACAUUUUAAAAAAUAUGUAUAUUAGUGAUUUACGAAUCGCAGUAAUAUGUUCAAGUAACAUGAAUCGUAGCAUGGAAGCACAUGCUUUUUUAUCUAAAAAAGGUUUUGAUGUUAAAUCGUACGGCACAGGUGAUAAGGUAAAAAUUCCCGGAUCCUCUAUCGAUAAACCCAACAUUUACGACUUUGGUACUUCGUAUGAAGACAUUUACCUUGAUUUGCUCCAAAAAGACAAAUCACUUUAUACUCAAAAUGGAUUACUACAUACUCUUGAUAGGAAUAGAAGAAUAAAAAGUCAUCCGGAAAAAUUUCAGGAAACUCCAGAGAAAUUUGAUAUCCUUAUAACCUGCGAAGAGAGAGUUUAUGAUCAAGUCGUGGAAUUUAUGGAAAAUAAAACGCCAACAGACAAUUCCAUUGUGCAUGUAAUUAACAUUGAUAUAAUGGAUAAUUUGGAAGAGGCAACUAUUGGAGCUUUUUUAAUUAGUGAUAUGUGUACAAUGAUGGCUAAAGCUGAGGAUUUAGAUAACGAAAUCGAGGAAGUACUUCAUAAUUUCGAGGAAAAAAGUCAGAGAUCCAUUUUACAUAGUAUAGUUUUUAAUUGAAUUACCUUUAUACAUAAUUUAUUUUUAUAAAACUU
Molecule: messenger RNA, 1096 nt
Organism: Diorhabda sublineata
Lineage: Eukaryota; Metazoa; Arthropoda; Insecta; Coleoptera; Chrysomelidae
Gene: Ssu72
Product: RNA polymerase II subunit A C-terminal domain phosphatase SSU72
Exons: 3
Coding region: 477-1061 (194 amino acids)
Biological process (GO): termination of RNA polymerase II transcription
Cellular component (GO): nucleus; mRNA cleavage and polyadenylation specificity factor complex
Molecular function (GO): RNA polymerase II CTD heptapeptide repeat phosphatase activity
Source: RefSeq, a predicted model, not a curated record